Messenger RNA from Arachis stenosperma, 1392 nucleotides. RefSeq lists its product as uncharacterized. The coding region runs from base 1 to 1392 and encodes 463 amino acids. The record is from RefSeq and is a predicted model, not a curated record. Lineage: Eukaryota; Viridiplantae; Streptophyta; Magnoliopsida; Fabales; Fabaceae. The transcript is spliced from 5 exons.
AUGGAUCGUUCUGAACAAAUUAAGCUAUGUGUUGGAUAUUACUGGAUCAUGAGAACGCAAUCUGACACGAUGAUGUUGUUUCUUUUAGUUACUUUAUAUAUGUAUAUUAGGAAUAGAAGGAGGGGUCAUUCUUCAAUUGGGCGAAGAGUGAACACAUUGCCAUUAAGGCGAGAUGCAUUAGAUAACAUCAUUGGGACGGGUGGAGAUAGAAAUUGCAUAUGGAAGUUAAGAAUGAGUUUGAAUGCAUUUGCUAAUUUGUGUGAAUUGCUACAAGUUCAAGGUGGGUUAGAUGAUGAUGGUCAUGUUGGCAUCGGCGAGCAAGUAGCAACUUUCUUGAUUAUAUUAGCUCUUCAUACCAAAAAUCGCAGUGAACAAGUUAGGUUUUAUAGGUCUGGUGAAACUGUUAGUAGGUAUUUUCAUAAGGUGUUAGGUUCAGUUUUGCGUGUCCAAAGUGUGUUAUUUGCAAAGGCAGACCCUGUACCAGAGGAUUCUAUAGAUCCCAGAUGGAAAUGGUUUAAGGGUUGUCUAGGAGCAUUAGAUGGCACUUACAUAGAUGUCACAGUCCCCAAGAGUGAUAAAUCUAGGUAUCGGACAAGGAAAUCUAGAAUAUCCACCAAUGUCUUAGGAGUUUGUAAUCGAAACAUGAAUUUCGUCUAUGUCCUUAGCGGUUGGGAAGGAUCGGUAUCUGAUUCAAGGGUACUUAGAGAUGCCAUUACUCGACGUAAUGGCUUGAAAAUACCUGUUGGGUCUUAUUAUUUAGUGGACGCUGGCUAUACCAAUGGUAGAGGAUUUUUAUCUCCUUAUAGAAAUGUCCGGUAUCAUAUCAAUGAGUGGACUCAAGGUCAUCGUGCACCACAAAAUCGUCUAGAGUUAUUUAAUAAGAAGCAUUCAUCGGCUAGGAAUGUGAUUGAGCGGUUCUUUGGGCUGCUUAAGAAGAGAUGGGCAAUUCUACGAAACCCUUCAUUCUAUCCAAUUAGAAUCCAAAGCCACAUUAUUAUUGUGUGUUGUUUGUUACAAAAUUUUAUUCGUAUGAACAUGGAUGUUGAUCCCGAAAAAGAUGCAACUCUUUUACCGGAGCAUAUACUCGUUGGAGAUGCACUGUUGUUGAUGAAGCCGACUUGCUGUUAUUCAUCAAUGGCUUCCAUACCUCGUCAGUGGACUGAACAGGAAACUGAACAAUUUGUGGUCUUCAUGGAGGAAUUGGUUGUUGAAGGCAAGAGGGCGGAUGCCGGUCAAUUUAAACCCGGGGCAUUUCAAAAGCUGGCAGAUAAGAUGAAUGAGAAGUUUCCUGGAUGUGGCCUCAUUGUGAAGCACAUCAGAAAUAAACACAAGCGACUAAAAGAAAAAUAUAUGUAUGUGGCUGAGAUGUUGGGUUGUAGCGGCUUUGGAUGA